AUGCAAUUCUUAUCUACCGCUGCUCUUUUCGCCCUCGCUGCUUGCGUUGCUGCUGACUCCACCUUCACCCUUACCGCCUCUGGUGGUGCCACUGGUCCAGUUGGUGUUUCCGGUUCUACCCUUAUCAUUGGUGGUUCCGCUGCUACUUUCACCCUUGUUGCCCCAGAUGGUCUUCUUAAGGUUGGUGAUGAAUUCGUCCACAAGAAGUUGACUGGUAUCAACGAAUUGGAACUUGGUUCCCAAGGUGAAGCUGCCCACGCUUGGGGUUACGAAGACAACAAGUUGAGAUUCGGUGUCUUGGGUACUGAAUUCUUUGCCUGUGAUGGUGAUGCUGGUACUAUUAUCACUGACUACAAUGCCGAUGGUAAGUGUAAGUCCAUUGAAUUGAACCUUGGUGGUGAUGCUCCAGCUCCAUCUUCUGAAGCUCCAGCCCCAUCUUCCGAAGCUCCAGCUCCAUCUUCCGAAGCCCCAGCUCCAUCUUCUGAAGCUCCAGCCCCAUCUUCCGAAGCUCCAGCUCCAUCUUCCGAAGCCCCAGCUCCAUCUUCCGAAGCCCCAGCUUCAUCUUCCGAAGCCCCAGCCCCAUCUUCCGAAGCCCCAGCUCCAUCUUCUGAAGCUCCAGUCCCAACCACUGCUGCUACUUCUACCGUCACCAACGAAUCCACUUUGACCUCUACCGUCUGUACUGAAUGUACCGGUAAGCCAGCUGUCACUUCCCAAUCCGAAAACGGUGCCGGUAAGUUGGCUGUCGGCGCUGCUGGAUUUGCUGCUGUUGCUGCUUUGGUUCUUUAA
Molecule: messenger RNA, 789 nt
Organism: [Candida] anglica
Lineage: Eukaryota; Fungi; Ascomycota; Pichiomycetes; Serinales; Debaryomycetaceae
Source: the annotation of a GenBank genome assembly